Messenger RNA from Oryzias melastigma (Indian medaka), 1455 nucleotides. RefSeq names its product retinal G protein coupled receptor b (gene rgrb). Gene Ontology annotation, molecular function: G protein-coupled receptor activity. Lineage: Eukaryota; Metazoa; Chordata; Actinopteri; Beloniformes; Adrianichthyidae. The record is from RefSeq and is a predicted model, not a curated record. Gene Ontology annotation, cellular component: membrane. Bases 338 to 1225 code for a protein of 295 amino acids. The transcript has 7 exons. Gene Ontology annotation, biological process: visual perception; G protein-coupled receptor signaling pathway; phototransduction.
CUGAAUCAGCCUCCAAAGGCAGUUGAGUGCAGGAAACUCCCUGGAAGUGAAGUCUUUCGGCAGAUAGUUUCACUUUACCGCAGAGAAUAAUCGCAGAUCAAACAGUUGCGCAGCGUAAAAGCAAUUUGGUGCAGAAAGUUUGCAGGAAGUGUGCUCGUUAGUGCAUUCCUGGGAGGAUUGCAAACGGGGGAGUUGGGGGUGUUAACCGAAAUAAGACCCUUUAUGCUUUUUCACGUGAGAAGGGGCUCCUUUAUAAAGCGAUUCUUCUGUGGAAAAGCUGUAGACGCAAAGCGAGAAAGAUCUGUUUUACGCAAAAGUGUGACCGGUGCAUCAAACCAUGGGGACGCACACAUUACCGGAGGGAUUCUCGGACUUUGACAUGUUUACAUUCGGCUCUGCGCUCCUAGUGGGGGGCCUUUUAGGGUUCUUCCUCAACUCUAUCAGCAUCCUGGCCUUCCUCAGAGUGAAGGAGAUGCGAAGUCCCAGCAGCUUCCUCGUCUUCAAUCUGGCCCUGGCCGACCUCAGCUUGAAUUUAAACGGGCUCACUGCCGCUUACGCCAGUUAUCUCAGGUAUUGGCCCUUUGGCCAGGAAGGUUGUGACUAUCACGGCUUCCAAGGGAUGGUUUCAGUUCUGGCUUCCAUCAGCUUCAUGGCUGCAAUUGCUUGGGACAGAUAUCACCAGUACUGCACCAGACAGAAGCUCUUCUGGAGCACAACUAUAACGAUAUGCAGCAUCAUCUGGAUCCUCUCCAUCCUGUGGUCCGCCUUUCCACUCAUGGGCUGGGGCGUCUAUGACUUUGAGCCCAUGAGGGUUGGCUGCACUCUGGACUACACCAAAGGAGAUCGGGACUAUAUCACCUACAUGCUGUCGCUGGUCUUCUUCUACCUGAUGUUCCCGUCUUUCAUCAUGUUGUCGUGCUACGAUGCUAUCUACAAACACUUCAAGAAGAUUCACCACUACAGGUUUAACACCAGCUUGCCCUUGAGGGUAAUGCUGAUGUGUUGGGGUCCGUACGUCCUCAUGUGCAUCUACGCCUGCUUCGACAACGUCAAACUCGUCUCUCCGAAGCUGCGAAUGUUGCUUCCUGUUAUUGCAAAGACAAAUCCCUUCUUCAACGCUCUCCUCUACUCAUUCGGCAACGAGUUCUACCGAGGCGGCGUGUGGAACUUCCUCACCGGACAAAAGAUUGUCGAGCCAGACGUUAAAAAAUCAAAACAAAAAUAAAAAACUUAAUAUGAUCUUUAAAAAAGAACUUAAAGCAAGAUCUUUUGUGGUCUUUUAAAUUUUUAAAUCCAGAUCAUUUGAAUAUGUGUUAAGCAUCAAAACACCGUAGUUGCCUUUAUAAUUCCUUAUUUUGGGUAAAUUUGCAGCUGGACGCUUUGCAGCAUCUUAUCUUUGAGCUGCUCCUCCGUCCGCGCUCAUGAACACCUGCAAUAAACAGAUGCUGCUGCUCA